AUGGCAAAGCGAAAAAUAGAAAUAUUUGUGGAAAUACAAAAUGAGAGAGAUUUUCAUCAUAUUUUAGAUUCAAAUGAUGAUAAACUUAUUUGCGCUGAAAUCUAUUGCUCCUAUUUCGGAUCCUGCACUUGUCUCGACAGACUGUUUACUACUAUAAAGUUGGAUUGGUGCAACAGUAAAAUGAUUUUAUUGAAGGUACCAUGUGAUGAAAUAGAGUGCUUACAGAGAUUUCGCGGUCACAGUGAACCUGUUUAUAUGUUUAUUUCUAGAAAAAAAGCAACAAAAGUAUUCCGCGGAGUGGACAGCAUAAGACUAGCUCAGGUCGCGAGGGAACAAAUAAGACAUCUCAACAACGAAGUAGCAGGAGCAGGACCAGAAAGACCAUUUUAUGAGUUAGAUGAAGCUACACCCGACGAACACGAAUGGAUUACAACUGUGGCAUUGGAAGAAAAGCGGGAGGAAUUAAGUCUCCAAUCUCGUCGAUUCAAUCGACAAGCGCAGAGGAAGCGGCACCGUGCUGAACUCAUGGUGCCGCAUCUGCCUCACCUGAAUUUUGUGGUAUUCUGGCCCCACGCUCAUAACGCCCAUCCCCAACUGUACGAGCGAUGGGCUGAGAAUAACAUAUACAUGGUUGCCCGUGAAGCAAUCGAGCUGACUAAGGAAAAAGCAGAAGACAUCCUUUACGCGGGCGAUGCGCCUAUUAAUGAGGCGUCCAUGUAUUGCCUUUUAUCAGGCUCUGUUCUCACGCUAUGUUUCAGACUACUAGAUGAAGACAAGCAUUUUGUCUCUCUAGUACGUAAAAUUUUAUAUGAGGACCGUCUACCGUUUGGGGAGGACGGUAGGGAGAGAACGGCUUUUGAACAUUUCAUGUCGUACAGUAAGACUAAGGGAGAAAUACUUCAGAGUCGCCGGGAAGAAAGAGAAAAGAAAAAGCAAGAAGAGAUUGAGAAACGAAAAAGAAGAUUAUCAGAGAUGCAGAGGAUGGCCAGGCAAGCGAGACUAGAGGCGGUUGAAGCCAAGAGAGCUGAUAGAGAACGACAGAAGAUCGAGCUGCUGAAAUCAGGGAAAUUGGACGAACUGAAUAAGCUGAAAGAUGAACCGGAAAAUUAUGAUGAUGUGGAAUUGAGCAUUCCUAUUCCAGAAGAGUUACCUGAAGAACUGGAUGAACAGAGUAGUGAAGAAGAUGAAGACGAGUACUUUCCUCCACCAGGCCUGGUCAUUCCUGGAUUUUAUGCUCCACCCAAUGAUAUAGCGAAAGUCAACGGACUAGCUAUAUUGUUUCCUAAAUUGGUGUCAGAAUGCGUGACUCCUCAGCCUGAGUACCUCCCUCCACAUAUUCUAGUUAUGCUUGACAUAUCCAAGCGUUAUGUAGCUAUUCAAGCUCUGAGGAGACACAGAAAGUUGAUUAUUCACAUGGGUAUAUUUAGGGCUACGACUCCUUAUAAAGCGGUUCAUAUUGCGUACAGCGUAAAACAAUUCGACGCCACGGAUUCAUUUACAGAAACCGAUAAACUGAAAAUAGCGUUCAUGAUAUCAUUAGAAGUGGACUUGGCAAUUUUGGAGCUCAUGGAUUUGAACCCUACGCAUGUGAGUAGGGACCCGGUUAGUGGGGAGGAUGAGUGCGCCGCAUUGUUCCCAGUUAAUUAUGGAGACGAUUAUCCAGAAUUUGAAGACUUUGGAAGAGUUUCUGCGUAG
Amyelois transitella is the source of this 1695-nucleotide messenger RNA. RefSeq lists its product as uncharacterized. NCBI's taxonomy places the organism in Eukaryota, Metazoa, Arthropoda, Insecta, Lepidoptera, Pyralidae. The record is from RefSeq and is a predicted model, not a curated record. The transcript is spliced from 13 exons. The coding region runs from base 1 to 1695 and encodes 564 amino acids.